Thermothelomyces thermophilus ATCC 42464 is the source of this 1643-nucleotide messenger RNA. RefSeq lists its product as uncharacterized. NCBI's taxonomy places the organism in Eukaryota, Fungi, Ascomycota, Sordariomycetes, Sordariales, Chaetomiaceae. The transcript has a single exon. Bases 266 to 1564 code for a protein of 432 amino acids. The record is from RefSeq and is a predicted model, not a curated record.
GGAGCGAGUACAACAUUGUUUCCUCUCAUACACUUAACAAUGACGUGAAGUCGAUCUAGCAGGUGAAUCAUUACUCAUUUGAAUUCAUACGAAGGGACAUUCACACAGUCAAACUUUCUUCAGUUUCUGUCUUUCUGAUUUUUUUCCCUUUUUUUUUCUUUCGCAUUGAGCCAAUCCAUCCACAUCAGUAGGGGAACACGCGGUCCCGUCCCAGUGUCUUUCGGGGUGCUGUUGCAUUCUCUCAUUCUCCCCUCGUCCACCUAACAUGGCCUGGGACUCAAAGGCGGCCCGCCGGAGGAAAAGCAGUGCCGCAUCGGGGACGAGGAGCAUAGCCAUCCACGCCAGACAGCAGUCGAGACGUGUCGCCCAGCCACGUUCUCAACAUGUAGCAGAUCCUUUCCUCCAGGACUUUCUGAGCCCGUCGUUUGACGCCGCCUCAUACCUCAAUGCGACUUUACCGCCGCUGCAAACCUCGUCUCGCACAUCUGGGAGCCAAGGCUCGGCCCGGGAAGCAGUACCGCUUGCAGAACUCUCGAUACAGACGCAGGAGUUGCUCUCUCAGCUCAACGCCCACACCACCAGGCUGACCAAUACCCUGACCGAGUUGACAAACGACAUCCUCAGGAGUGGCAGCCGCCUAGCCUACGAGGUAGAGCUCUUGCGGGGCGAGACACUCAGUUUGGCGGAGGCGCUUUCCGAGGGGCUCGAGCAUGACAUUUCCAGGUUCGUGCCGGGCGGCGUCCGGGACAUCAUGGCCGAGCCGAAGGCCGGCGUUGACAGCCAUGGCACGUCUGCGCAUCAGCGACGCAAGUCGAUACUCAUGGCCGCCCCGGGAGCCACGGCAGGGGCCACGAGAGCCGCCGCUGAAGGCACAGCAGCGCCAGCACCAGCGCCAGCGCCGGCAGAAGGCCCGGCCGGCCAGGCCGAGACGUCGAGCGCGCCCUCCGAGCCGCCCUACAUCACCCAGCUGCGCACACUUACCCUGGUCCGCUCCCGCCUCGAGUCCGUCAUCAAGACCUUCGGCGACGCCAUGGAAUUUGUCUUCCCUCCCUCCGAGCUCUCCGUCAGCUCCUCCUUCCUCUCCGUCUCGGCCCCGGACGCCGACGGCGGCGGCCGCCACAGCACCGAGGAGAAAGGCCAGCAGGUCCUCCGCAAGCUGCGCGACGAAAUAUCCGGCCUCCUCUCCGGCAACGACGGGGGCGACCCGAUCAAGGGCAUCGAGGACGCCGCGCGCCGCGUCGAGGAACUCAAGGAGCUGACCACCGUCUGGAAGGGCACGGCGGAGGAGAAGGGCCGCACCAAGUUUGUCGAGAGCUUGGCUAAGAUGGUGGAGGAUAGACAUCGGGAGCUGCUGAGGGAGGUGGAGGCGCAGCAGCAGCAACAGCAACAGCAGCAGCAGCAGUCUUCGGGCCGGCGGGACGGAGCCGGCAGGCCCCAGGCGGAGGCGAGCGGCAAAGCGGCCGGUGGUGUCGAGGUUGCUGAUGGUCCGGGGCAGACCGAGACCAAGGGUUACGGCGCUUACGGGUUGAUCAGCCAGCUACAGAGGCUGAGGAACGGCUUGUGAUCGGUGUGAUUAUAAGUCAUUCGGUGGAGUUGCUUCAUGGCCUAUCAUGCGGUUACCUUUUUUUUCCGGCCUUCCUUUA